This is a messenger RNA of Cotesia glomerata, 3010 nucleotides long. Its product is annotated as sodium-independent sulfate anion transporter-like. Gene Ontology annotation, cellular component: membrane. The transcript has 10 exons. Lineage: Eukaryota; Metazoa; Arthropoda; Insecta; Hymenoptera; Braconidae. Gene Ontology annotation, biological process: transmembrane transport. The record is from RefSeq and is a predicted model, not a curated record. The coding region runs from base 983 to 2902 and encodes 639 amino acids. Gene Ontology annotation, molecular function: sulfate transmembrane transporter activity.
ACAGUAGUAUUGCAUUGGAGCUGAACUCAAGAAGGUUGUGUAUCAGAAUGCCUGCAUGUUGGUACAUGUGCUAGUCUACAUACUCAGACAAAUUGUCAACUACCUCGCUCACAUCAACAAACCGACACGCGAGACGACUCGCAGUAUAACCACGGCUUGAAAAUCUUUAAAAUGGUAAGGGAUUGAGUGAGACAUUCCAUAGUGUAGUGAUCGUGAUCGCCGUCGUCCACAUGACAACACACUACGAUUCAUCCCUUGUAUGUUUACGCUGAUGUUAUUGUAAUUGUGGUUCAUAUUAAAUCUGAUCGCCGUCUGGUCUCUGGUUCAGUAAACUUUAGCCGAGAAAUUCCCGCUAAAUAAAACGGCUAUGUAACUGGUAACUACUCUACAAUACAUUAAUAAGUACUACUCUGUAAAAACAAUUUAAUUGCAGUCGUGCUUGGAUCCCAGCUGGAGUUUUAAAAACUUAAACAAAUGUUUAAUUAAAAUUUUUAUUGAUCAACUUUAAUAGAAUAAAGUUUAAGUGUAAAGACCCAGUGGUAAGACGCGACCUUACUAAUGUGAAAUUUAUUUCGAGUUAUGCAAUAAAUAUAAAACGGUGAAAACAAUCCAAGAGUCGGCUGUUGCUAUUGUGAAGAAGAAGAAUAAAAAAACGGUGAGCUUGAAGGCUGCUGGAUUUUUUGUCGUCAUCUUUUCGUGGCUGAGUUACCCUGAAUUGUAUGAUAGUGUCUAGAAGUAUAUAAGAUGACGAUGUACGUCUUGCAGAGCUUUCAGUGCGUUCUAUGGCGCGAGCGCAACAGAUUAAAAUAGCCUUUGAUAGUUUGGUCCGCUGAAAUCCCCAACAAAAUAAAGACUCACCAUUGUCUGGUUCAUCAUUUUAACUCUCCAAUAACUAUCAUAACAAUAAUAAACAAUAACCAGGCGACAGCGCAGUCGUCGACAAGAUUGAAUCCAACCAAAUUAAUAUAAUUGACAAAUUACCAUGGUACUUGCUACUACUCAUAAACUCGAGGAUCAGCCCAAGAUGAACCGGGAAAAAUUAAAGAACUUUUUAUUAAAACGCAUACCAAUACUCUCCUGGUUGCCCAAGUAUGACUCUGAGAAAGCCGUAAGCGACGCUAUUGCUGGGAUAACUGUCGGGCUUACUGUCAUGCCUCAAGGAUUGGCUUAUGCUACUUUAGCAGGACUGGAACCUCAGUAUGGAUUAUAUUCAGCGUUCAUGGGAGCAAUAGUUUAUGUCAUCUUCGGGUCCUGCAAGGACAUCACAAUAGGACCGACCGCGUUGAUGGCUAUUAUGACCCACGAGUAUGUCCAAGGAAAGAGUGCUGACUUUGCAGUGCUCUUGGCAUUUUUAGCUGGAUGUCUUCAGUUAGUGAUGGCGUGUCUUCAUCUCGAUGUCUUGAUUGAUUUCAUAUCGAUCCCUGUGACAGUGGGCUUUACGUCCGCGACUUCAGUUAUCAUAGUCGCGUCCCAGUUAAAAGGAAUUCUUGGAUUAAAAAUCACGUCUUCUGGAUUCAUCGAUACUCUCCACAAAGUAUUUAGUAAUAUUGGAGAUACUAACCCGUGGGACGCUGGGAUGAGUUUCAUUAGCAUAUUUUUUCUCGUGCUCUUAAGAAAAAUGAAAGACAUAAAAUGGUGCUCAAGAGUGGAAAACCCGUCAAAAGAAAGAAAGAUUCUCGCGAAAGUAAUCUGGCUGGUAUCAACAGCUAGGAAUGCUAUUGUAGUUGUUAUUUGUUCAACAAUAGCUUACAAAAUGAACUCAACAGAAUCUGGAGCUCCGUUUGUCCUCACUGGACCCGUGAAAUCAGGCCUGCCGUCCUUCAGCUUACCUCCGUUCUCAACACGGAUGAAUGACCAAAAUUUUAAUUUCAUCGACAUGUGCACUGAAUUGGGUCCGGCGAUAUUUCUCGUGCCUAUAAUUGGUGUCCUUGGAAACGUAGCCAUCGCGAAAGCUUUCGCCAAUGGAGCUAGUGUCGACGCAACGCAAGAGCUCUUGACUCUUGGCUUGUGCAAUGUUUUGGGAUCAUGUGCUAGCGCUAUGCCGGUCACGGGUUCUUUCAGCAGGUCCGCUGUUAACCAUGCCAGUGGUGUUAAAACUCCAAUGGCUGGGCUUUAUACUGGUCUUUUAAUUAUUUUAGCCCUCAGUCUACUUACUCCGUACUUUUAUUUUAUUCCCAAAGCAUCCUUAGCAGCAGUAAUUAUUUCUGCAGUGAUAUACAUGAUUGAAUACGAAGUGGUGAAACUUAUGUGGAAGUCAAGCAAAAAAGAUUUGAUCCCAAUGUUUGCAACUUUCUUCCUUUGUCUUGUUAUUGGAGUUGAGUAUGGAAUUUUAGUUGGCGUAGGAAUAAAUCUUAUGUUUUUACUGUACCCAUCAGCUCGUCCAACUAUUCAUGUAGAUAAAUGCGUUACCGAAUCUGGAACGGAUUAUCUUCUGGUGAUACCUGGCAACAGUCUCUACUUUCCUGCAGUAGACUUCAUAAAACAAUUCGUGGAUGAUGCAGGAAUACGGGAGGGCUCGAGUCAAUUGCCGGUGGUCGUCGACUGCAGAUACGUAUUAGGAGCAGACUUUACAGCUGCAAAAGGAAUUGCUGCUUUAAUCGGGGAAUUUAAUACCCGAAAGCAGGGCCUUUAUUUCUUCAAUCCCCGGUCAGAUGUUGUUGCCGUCCUUCGAGGAGCUUGUGGUGAAGAUUUUCAGCAUGUCUCGACUCACGAAGAAUUGUCGUACUUACUGUAUCGCAGUCAAGACAAAACCUCGCGACCUUUAUCCGGGACGGUAAGACGAGAGCUCUCAUGUGAAGCUUCCUCAAAUUCAAGUGUCGAAUUGACUCACCGAACAACCCACACGAAUUACCACGAGCUCAACGAGGUGAGAGCUGCUUUGUUGCCCGCAACAGUCAGCUAAAAUUGCCUUCUUCAAUACUUUAUUUUGGAUAUUAUAAUUUUUAUACUGUUCGACGCUUACACCAGUGAUCAUUAUCUUUAUGUAAAAUAAAGUAAUGAAAAAUGACAA